Molecule: messenger RNA, 441 nt
Organism: Danaus chrysippus (African queen)
Lineage: Eukaryota; Metazoa; Arthropoda; Insecta; Lepidoptera; Nymphalidae
Source: the annotation of a GenBank genome assembly
AUGUCUAAUCAAAGACAAAUAUUGCGAUGGCUCGAAGAAGUGUCCGAUGAAGAGCAAGAUGUAGCUGGUUCGGAUUCGGAAGACAAAACGGAAAAUGAUGCUGCUAUUGAUAGUGCCCAUGAUUCAGAAAGCGUAAUUGAAGAGUCCGGAGAUAUUCAAAACAUCCCUGAACCAUCGGAAGCAGCACUUGUGAUAGAUCACCAAAAACGUCGCAUACAACAACGUGCUACAACAAAGAAACGUCUCUGUGAAAUUCAUAAUGUGGACGAGACGGUCCAACGAACGACAGCUAAGCGCGGGCGCUGUCCAUCAUGUCCUAGAAAGAACGACAAAAAACUGCCAACAAAAUGCUUCAAGUGUCAUAAAUUUAUUUGUCAGCAACACUCGAGGGUUUACUGCGUCGGAUGCAGAACAGAAGAAUCCGCUGAGGAGACUGAUUAG